CCGUCCCCGUGAGGACGCGCCUGCGGCCACGCCCCCCUCUCCUCGGGCGCGCGUGCGCGUGCUUGCGUGCGUGCGCGGUGCAUGCCGGGCAAAGGGACGGGGAGCGCGAGUGGCGGCGUCGGCCGUGGCGGCUCCGGCGUCGGGGCCUCGAUGUCUCGGGGCGGCGCGGGGCCCGGGUCGGGGCCGGGCUGGGGCUGGUGGCCUCCCUCACGCCGGCGGAGGGAGCGGGCGAGACGGAGAGGCGAGGCGGGGCCAAGCUGGGCGGAAGGCGGUCGGGCCUGGGCCUUCCCCGCGGCGGCGGCGGCGGCGUCGCUGUCGCUGCUGGUGCUGCUGCUGGGCCUGUCCGGGGCGGCGCUGUCGCUGGUCGUGGCGGCGGCGGCGGCCGGAGGGGCCUGGGCGGCUUCUUCCUCCUCGGCGGGAGGCGGCGGCGGGAAGGACUCGAAGGGGGCCCCGUGGCUGCUCCUCCGGGAGCCCUCCCGGCCCCUCCGCGCCUCCCCUGCCGUGGCCAACGGGGGCCCCGCCGCCGCCAUGAGCUGCUGCUCCGCCUCGCCCGGCCUGGCCCUGCCAGAAAGGAGGCGGCUGCAGCAGCAGCAGCAGCAUCGAGGGAUCUGCGGGGACCACGCCGCUCCAUUGGCUCAUCUAAUGCUGCCCCCUCGCCGGCGCUACCCUAUUCAACAGGCCCAGUACACCUCGCUGGGGACCCUGCCCUCGAUUUGCUGGGACGGCUAUCGGCGGAAGACCAGGCUGUCGGCUCACAGCUCCAGCCUGCCCCAGAGCCCCGUGACGGUGAAGAUUGCUCCGCCGGACAGCAGAAUCUACCGCUCCCCACUGUUGAAGCAGCUGGCUUCUCCCGCAGCUUUCUCUCCAUCACCCAACAGUGCCCUGGACCCAUGCGCAAAAGAGACGGUCUUGAGUGCUCUCAAGGAGAGCCGGAAAAGGGCCGUGGAGGCGGAGGAGGAAGAGGAGGGCCGGAACUUCCUAGGCAGCCGGGACAGCAAGAGGAGGCGCCAUGAUAGCAGUGAGAGUGGGCAGUCUGCGUUUGAGCCCCUGGUGGCCAAUGGUGCCCCCCCAUCUCUUGUCCCCAGGCCUGGCUCCCUGAAGCGGGGUCUCCUCCCGUCCCACUGCCUGGAAGAGGCCUCCUCCAAGAGGUCACGUGCUUCCUCCCUCAGCUCCGUGAACAGCCUGCCUGUGGGUGGGGUCCCCAGCUCCAUCCGCAACGCCAUUGCCAGCUCCUACAGCUCCACCCGAGGCCUGACACAGCUGUGGAAGCAGAGUGGCCGAAGCACCUCUCCCCUGUCCAGUCCAGCAUCCUCCCGCUCUCAGACUCCCGAGAGGCCGAACAAGAAAGCAAGAUGCCUCAACUCCUCCAGCCUCAUGGAAGGCGAGUCUCGCCAGUGCAACACCUCCACACCUGUCAGGACAGACAAAGAGAUGCCAGCAGAGAAGACUGCAGAGACCCCCGUGCGGGACAGGCACAGCUCCCCAGGUUUGCCGUCUUUGUCGGGCAGCCAUGGCAAGCACAAGCGGAAGAUCCAGCUGCUGGCCACUCGGCGUGGAGAGCACUUCACCUUGCCCCCCCCACCUCAGGUGGGCUACUCCGUCACGUCGGCAGACCUGGAUGCAGAGAAGGCAGCAGCGCUGCAGCGGUUCAACAGAGUCCUGGAGGAGGAGGAGGAGGAGGGGGAGACUGAUUCCGCACUGAGCCCUGCUGCCCAGGCGACCUCCGCCCCCAACAGCACCCUGCCCUUUGUGGGCGUGUCUGCCAAGCCCUCCCCUCUCUCUUUGGCUGCGGCUGCUGCAGGCACCAACCCCCUCCUGGAGAGCCUGAAGAAGAUGCAAGAUGGAAAGAGCUCUUCGGUGCACGCUGGUCCUGCUACUCCUGCAGAGACUCCUCAGCGGCUGGCCCCCUCUCCAUCUCUGGAUCUGGGCUCCCCUGAGGUGGCCAAGACUCUGCCCCUCAGCGCCGCUGCGUCUCUGGCUCCUCCUCCCUCCUCCAGCACUGCGCAGCCAGCCAGUAGAGCCUGCACCCCGGCAGCUACCGCCUCCUCUUCCGAGCUGAGCUGGACUCCGGCCAGGCCAGCCUCUGCCCCGAAGCCCAGCAUCCUCUUGGGGAUCCUAACCAGUCCUCUUGCGACGACAGCAGCACCGGCAACGGCCUCUUCUGCCCCGGAGGUGGCGGCAGCGCCUGUCUUCAAGCCCAUCUUCGGCAGGCCCCUGGCCCAAAGCGAGGGGGGCUUGGGCUCCUCCAGCAGCAGCAGCAGCCCCUCGGCAGGCGCUGCCCCACCUCCUCCUGGCUCUGUGCCCUCGUUGGCAGCGCCACUUUCUGCACUCCCCAGCAGCCCAUUCAAGCCUGUCUUUGGGGCUCCACCCACCACCUUGGCUCCCCCGGCAACGGCAGCCUCCUCUCUCUUCAUGUUCAAGCAGACUCUUCAGCCGACGCCAGCCCCCGGUCUGCCCACUAGCAGCGCUGCCCCCGCCACGGUUUCUGGCUUCCCCACUCCCUCAGAGGCCACUGUUGCCAGCACAGGAAGCGCGGCCGCCACCGUCUCCAAAAGCAAGUCCAUGUUCAGCUUUGGGCCUGCCGUGGCAGCCUCCACCUCUGUGCCCAGCAGCGCAUCCGCCACCACAGCCAUGUCCCAGUCCGCCCCACUCUUUGAGAUUGCACCCAAUUCCAGCACUGCCCCCCCCUUUCAGUUUGGGAAGCUGCCUGCCCCCGCCGGCCCGGCCGUCAGUCCCUUCAGCCAGGCGCCCUCCUGCGCAAGCGAGGCUGCGCCCACCGCUACCACCACCACUGGCUUCAGCAUCUUUGGCAGCAGCAGCAGCAAUGCCACGCCCGCCCCCUCAGCCACGACGCAGCCUCCACUGACAUUUGGGCCCGGCCCCUCUGCCUUCAGCGGGGGCUUUGCCGCUGCUUCCAAGCCGCCGCCUCCUCCCUACCCAGGCGACGGUAGCCAACUGACUUUGGACCCAGCUGUUCCCAACAGUCAGCAGCCGGCCCCGAAGCCGGCGGCAGCAGCAGCAGCAGCAGCAGCAGGGCCAGUGAGCUUUGGGACCCCUUUCAGCUUCUCUGGCUCAGUAGCUCAGCCAGCCUUUGGUAGUGGCAUGCAGGCUCCCUUCGGUGGGCCUCUGGGGUCCUUUGGGGCCAAAAGCACUGCCCAGCUGGCAUUUGGAGCCACAACGCCGGCCUUCUCCUUCGGGACAGCCACGACCUCUGCCGCAUCAGGCUUUGGCUCCAACACUCAGACUACAAGCAGCGGUGGCGGCGGCAGCACGGGCGCCUCCGUCUUUGGGAGCCCAGCCCCACCUCCCUUUGGCUUUGGGGCAGCCAGCCAGCCUCCUGUAGCGGGCAGUGCCUUUGGCCUCAGUGCUGCUGCUGCUGGCGCUGUGGGCACAGGGGCACCCCCCUUCAGCUUCGGCAGUGGACAGAGCGGGGCCGCGGGGGCAGCGAUGCCCUUUGGGUCUUCCUUGGCACAAAACCCUCUGGGUGCCCAGAGGCAGAGUUCAGCCUUUGCUUUCAGCAUCUCCGGCACUCCCGAGAGCAAGCCAGCCUUCGGAGGAGCUCCACCACCUACAUUUGGACAGAGCUCUCCUGCACCAGGAGCGGGCACAGUGGGGGGCACCACCCUUUCCUUCGGAGCACCCAUCACCCCUGCCUUUGGAGGAGGAGGACCCACUUUUGGGCCGCUGACACCCACGUUCUCCAUCGGGGCAGGAUCUAAGAUGGGCUCGCGCCAGCGGCUGCAGGCCCGGAGGCAGCACACCCGCAAGAAGUAGCCUGGCUGGACACGAGCCUUGUGGCUGCCCUGGUAGGGGCCCCAAGAAGCAGCCAGGCCUCCUGCCCAAGGAGGCGUCUCCCGGAGCGCCUCCGUGCCCAGCUUGAGAGUGGCCUGGGAGAUGCCUUUUCUGUGGGGGCCACAGGAAGCUACGUGGGAUCACGAGCGAUUUUUACCCCUCAAAUGGGACAGGAGGAAGCAAGCCCCGUUUACUUGAACAGUCCGUGGCCGAAUCUGGAUAAAGUUUUGUACAUAUCUGCUGCCUUCCCUCUCCCAUGUGGGCAGCCUCCUGUGGACCCCCCAAUCCGUUUCGGCUGUAAUGGGGGGGGGGAAGGAGGGCCUGGGCUGGCAGCACCAACGUGCAGGUCCCCAGUUGGAACUGGCCCUUGGGGCACAGGGAGGGGCCCACGCAAGGGCCGGGGGUCCUUUUGCACACACCUUUGUGCAGACCACCUCCCCCCCACCCCCCAGUUGGCACAGCCCCCCGCCUGCAGAGGCUUUGUGGUUCCAGCCGCGGUAGUGGCGGCAGUGGCCCUUGGCUGCAACACGACGCACUGUCCCGCUCGGCUGCAGGCGUGGCUGGGGAUCCGGGGUGGGAGCCUGGAGGGAGCCUUUGGCAAGGGAGGCGCUGCCACGUGCUGCACUGCAGCCCCCUUUCUCUUGCCCCUCCUCGUCUGUGUAUUUGCUCAUAGUAUGUAUUCUUUCUUCAUUCCUUUUUUUUUCACCCUUAAUUGCUCUGUGAAUCGAGUUUGGAGGAAGAAUUUAAUUGUAUGUGUGGCGGCAUGUUGAUAAUGCCGGACUUGCUGUAAACAUUUUUUUUUGGAGGGGGGUGGCUGUCUGUCUGUCUCCAACGGAGACGCACCCUUCCGAACUGGGUGUGGGUGGCAGUCGCCUCCCUGCGUGGCCGCGUGGUGCUGAGCCAUCAGCAUUCUCACUGGGAGGCUGGCAGCGCUGGGGGUGUUGGGGGGAGCGAGAGGUGACGGAGACCCCCUCCCCUCCCGGGCCUUCCCUUGGGAGGCUGUACCUUCCACCUCAUCCCCUGGGGCUUGCAAGGGGGCUGUGUCCUCAUCAAGCCCCUUCCUUAGAGACAGGGGUGGGGGAAGCGCCCCUCCAUCCCUCCUGAAUUGCAAGCCCAGCUGCUGCCGGCUGCUCUUUUCCAUACAGUGGAGACAACGGCGUGAGUGUGUGCGUGAGCCUGCCUAAUUCUAAAUUUAAAAAAAUAUUUAAACAUUUUUUAACAAAGUGAAACUUUAUUUUUAUAUUUAAGCUAAAUUGCCUUUGAAUUCCUUCAAGCUUGGUUCAUAGAAAUGUGUGAAAGUGCAACGUGCUGUUCCUUAGGAGAUUAGCUGGGGUGGCCCAGAGGGGGAGCUGGCGGCAGUGGUCACGGGUGGGGGGGAGAGACUCUUGCCGCCUGCUGCCUCCCUCUGGGCCCUGGUUCCAUGUUUUUCGUUUCCCAACGUGGAUGUGGCUCCGUCUGUUCUGUAAUACUUGAGAGCUAUUGCACGCUUGGGUGGUGUUGUCUGGGUUGCUUGUGGAGGGAGGGGAGGCAUCCAAGUGCUGCCAUUCAACUACUGGGCAUGCUUAGGGGGGCUCCAAAUGACUGGGGGCCCUCUUGGAGGCCCCCACAGUUCACUGCCUUGCAGAGCAGUGAUGUUGGUCUCCCUUGGGCGAGCUAUAGGAACGGUGCUGCUUUCAAGGAUCCUCUGAUUCUGCAAGGGGUGUGUGCCUCCCUGCCUCCCACCCUCUAAGGAGCCUCUCCUCCCUGUGUCCAGCAGGUACGGAGUUUCUUUGAGGGGGGGCAGCUUGUUCCUUCCCCCAGGCACUGCCCCUUCCCGUGGUUGCUUGCAGAAGAGUGUUGGCAGAGGUCUAGCGUUACCGCCGUGUGUGAGUGAGGUGAAGUGUGCAAGGAUGGCAAGAGUGGCUGACUUUUUUUUAAUGUCGCAAUGAAGACUUGGAUCAUUCCUGUUGAGGGUUUUAGCGUGAAUGUGCAAUUUCGUUUCCUUGCUUAUGUUGAUUUAAAAUAAAACAAAACUGCUUGA
Molecule: messenger RNA, 5812 nt
Organism: Rhineura floridana
Lineage: Eukaryota; Metazoa; Chordata; Lepidosauria; Squamata; Rhineuridae
Product: nuclear envelope pore membrane protein POM 121-like
Exons: 13
Coding region: 82-3774 (1230 amino acids)
Biological process (GO): RNA export from nucleus; protein import into nucleus
Cellular component (GO): nuclear pore
Molecular function (GO): structural constituent of nuclear pore
Source: RefSeq, a predicted model, not a curated record